Molecule: messenger RNA, 3131 nt
Organism: Periconia digitata
Lineage: Eukaryota; Fungi; Ascomycota; Dothideomycetes; Pleosporales; Periconiaceae
Source: the annotation of a GenBank genome assembly
AACGCCAAUCACCAGGCUCAUUUUUACUCCCAGAUCCACUGUGUCGCCUUGAUCCGACUUGGCAUCAAAUCGGGGUAUUACCACCAAGCAUCGAUAACAAUCAUGCCGACCUUGGCGCUCGUAAACUUCAAUCUUGUGUGCGCUACCUUGGGAGGGUUCGUGACCCUGUUCGGUCUUGUCUCCUACCUCUUCAAGGAGAAAUACUACCUCUCUGAGGCAUUGAUUUCGCUUCUUGCAGGCCUUGUAUUCUCUCCACAUGCUACCAAUCUGCUGAGACCCCAGCAAUAUGCAUUGGACGAUCCUGAACUUUUGGGCACUAUUACCUUGUACUUCUCCAGACUUGUGCUUGGCGUGCAAUUGGUCCUUGCGGGUGUCCAGUUGCCGUCCAAAUAUCUGAAACAGGAAUGGAAAAGCUUGGCUCUUCUUUUAGGCCCAGGCAUGACUGUAAUGUGGCUCGUCACAGGUUUGCUGGUCUUCGCUUUCGUGCCACAUAUAAACUUUCUUGAAGCUCUCGUUGUAGGCGCGUGCGUAGCUCCAACGGAUCCUGUUCUCUCAAACUCCAUCGUCAAGGGGCGAUUUGCGGAUAAGAAUAUCCCUAAGCAACUGCAAAACAUCAUCGUUGCUGAAUCAGGAGCCAACGAUGGAUUGGGUUAUCCGUUUUUGUUUCUACCGCUGUAUCUGAUACAGCACAUCGGCCAUGGAGGAGCAGGCCAAGAUAACAAGGCAGCAACUGCCAUUGGAGCAUGGUUCGGAGAAACAUGGGGUUACACUAUAAUCCUGAGUGUUGUCUACGGAGCUGCUGUCGGUUGGAUCGCAAAGGAACUACUACAUUGGGCAGAGGAACGCAACUAUGUUGACAAGGAGAGUUUUCUUGUCUUUGCUAUUGCUUUGGCACUGUUCAUCAUAGGAACUGUGGGCAUGAUUGGCUCCGACGACGUUUUGGCAUGCUUCGUGGCAGGCAAUGCUUUCACUUGGGAUGACUGGUUUCGAGUCGAGACUCAGGAUGACAGUUUUCAGCCCACCAUCGACAUGUUGCUGAACGUAUCUGUUUUUAUUUGGUUCGGAGCGGUCUGCCCGUGGAAAGAAUUUGCCGAAAACUCUGUUAUCCCCAUCUACCGACUAAUAUUUCUCGGCAUUUUCGUGCUUCUUCUUCGACGUCUUCCAGUCGUUUUUGCUAUGCAUAGGUAUAUUCAUCAAAUUGAACAGACUCGCCAAGCAGUGUAUGUGGGUUUCUUCGGUCCCAUCGGCGUCAGUGCCAUCUUCUAUCUCUACAUUACCUUGGAAUUUCUCAGGGGUAUCAAGGUAGAUGGCGAAGUACGACCAGACGCAGAGUAUCUGAUAGAGGUAGUUUACGUGGUGGUCUGGUUCCUGGUCAUAUGCAGUGUGGUUAUCCACGGUCUGAGCGUACCCAUGGGAAAGCUGGGCUUCUGGCUGCCACGAACUCUCUCGCGCGCCAUCUCAUCUAGGAGAGAAGACAGCCCAGAGCCUUUCCAUGUCCGUACGCAGAAUGAUGUUCCCGGUGAGGAAACAGAUAAUGGACUUCGUCGACGCCCAGGCAUAAACUCCAGCAACUCUCUCCCUCAACAUGUUCAUCCCAUCGGCAGGAGACCAGUUCCGCAGAUCAAUUCUGGUACACCCGUCCAUUCCGAGAAUCCAUCAGCAUCAACUUCUUCGGUAGGCGCGGAUCAAAUCACAGCGUCAUCCGGUGCUCAGAAUGCUCAAAAUGCUACCGCGCCAGCUUCACGGAGCACGACACCCCCACUCCCAGACCGCACCAUUCGUUACAUUGAUGAGCUGCCUGCCGGUAACGCGGUUUAAAACGUGACUGCUCAACUUAUCGUGACCGCGUGUCACUUUAGGAACAUGGCCAAACUAUCAGAGGGUCCUCCCCGUUCACCUCCGAUGUAUCGUUACUCGGAGUUGGUGCUUUUCUCCGCAUCUGUCUCGAUGCAGUGAGAACAUUACUCUCUCUGAGUCAUCCAUCCACUCCCAAUACUCCACUCCUUUUCCUAUUGUUUACCCACUAUUGUCCGAUGAUUCAUUCAUUUACAUAUGCAAGGUGGACAUCAGUCUGCCUAGCCUACAUAUACAUUAUAUAGAUUAUAUAUACAUAUAUAGCUACAUACAUACACACAAUCCAAACCUGGUAUUCGCGCAUUUUAUUUAUUCCGAGUUGAGUUCAGGUGAUCCGACACACAGCGAAGUGUUACAACGAUAAAUAAACCAAAAAAACGAGCGAUAAUCAAAAAGACAACCGAAUUUUGCCUUCACACAAGCUUAUGAAGCAGGGAUCGGGGGUAUUCGCGCAUACACCUCCUCGUGUUGUAGGCAGCCAAUUUGUUGUGAUGGUUGUUAAAUUGAUGAAAAGAGGAGGAAAACCGCCAAGACAGAACCCCCCUCUCCUUUUUGUAAUGGGCGCUAGCGCUCCUAACUUUAUGUAGUAGUUACACUAUGGCCUAGUGCUAACAGUAAGACUUACUUCUCAUAAGCACUUUGUAUCCUUGCCUGCUUUUUAUUACUACCUUUUUUAUCUGCCUUUUUAAGUGUAGGAAUUUUUAGGUCAUCGCUCGUGAUUUUGGUUUAUUCCUCGUUGUAACCCUUCGCUGAGUGUAGGAUCCCCAAAACUCCAACUCAGAAUAAGUAAAGAGUAGGAAACGCUGUGACUUCUAAUUAAGAAGCAGAAAACCCUUAUGAAUAAACUAUCAUACGAGUAUUGAACUAAGAAUGAUUUCAUAUUUGCACAUAUGUAGAGUUAAUGGACUGCAUCAAUUACGCAGACUUCUCUGCGAGGUACUGAGACAGCUGUUCUUGACUAUGCAUAGAUCUUGACUGCUGUGCUUCAUUACGAAAUACUAUAUAAAAAACAGAUCAGAGUAAUUGCCAACCAUUUGGCAUCAGACAUCAUGAACAUUGUUUUUCAUUCCACUCCUCCAGCUCUACCGUGGGUCACUGAUGAUGACUGGAACCUUGGACAAGACUUCCAACUCGAUGAAAGACACACAUAUCGUGGUUAUUCUCGCAAUAGUUUCGUCCUGCUGUUGUUUGUUCUCUUACUCUCGAGCUGUUUGAAGGCCGACUCCAACACGAACCCAAAAAAAAAUGCUCGACAGCAACGAGCUGCCUACAAAAUU